Oryzias latipes (Japanese medaka) is the source of this 3126-nucleotide messenger RNA. RefSeq lists its product as uncharacterized. Gene Ontology annotation, molecular function: RNA binding; metal ion binding. Gene Ontology annotation, biological process: negative regulation of DNA-templated transcription. Gene Ontology annotation, cellular component: nucleus. NCBI's taxonomy places the organism in Eukaryota, Metazoa, Chordata, Actinopteri, Beloniformes, Adrianichthyidae. The record is from RefSeq and is a predicted model, not a curated record.
ACUUGGUAGAGUCCAAGGACGUGACGUAGGUCCAAACACGGAAGAAAACGACGACAAUGUGCUUUUUAAGUGAUCUUGCUCUGAAUACUUUAAUUGACUAGAAAAAAAUGAAUAGUAGACAAUCAAAUUAAUGUUAGACGAAGAUAUUAAUGUUUUUCACGCCAAAGUGUGGUUCAGUCCGUGUUUACAGCAUUAGCUUCACUCCGUCCUCCUUGGAAGAAACUUGAUUAAAAUAUGGCUUUUGCAAACCUGUUCUCCGGCCUGCCUUGUUUCAACGAAGCUGUUAAGGCUCCCUGUCAAGUAGACUCCACAAACCGAUGCGGGACAGAGGGAGGAGAGAGGAAGAGGAAAGCACAGAAGCAACCCGGGUCCGGUGUGACGAAAAGAAGACACCAGACCAACACAUCUGGUGAUGCCUUCAAAGACAGUCAUGCUAAGAACAAAUACUAUCAAAGUCGAGGCUCUGAACGCCACGCCGAGGAAAUGAGACGUGGCCAAAAGGGUAAACCACAGAACCGUGGCAGCAGGCAUCACAAAGGUCCGCCAGAAAAAAGUAAUUACAGCCACAAACAGCAAAGAAACAGUUGGAACGGUCCACGUUGGAACAAUGGCAGAGGCAGAAACAAUAACUGGGAUGACAGAAAACAUAUGCCAAGAAAAUGGGAAAGAAGCAGAAACGACUUUGCUCAGGAGAAGCCCGUGUUUAUGAGUGAGGAGUUCAAGGAGCAGAACGCCCUGGAGGUGGACGGACGCUUGCUGUGUCGACAUUUCCUUCGGGGGCAAUGCGUCAAGGCCGACACCUGCCAGCUGGAGCAUGUCCAGAGUUGCAACGACCUCAUUAAAGCCGUGUGCAAAUUUUAUGUGGUGGGAUGUUGUAUAAAAGGAGAGAGCUGUCCGUACAUGCACAAAUCGUUCCCGUGCAAGUACUUCCAUCAAAGAGGAAAGUGCCUCCAGCAAGACUCCUGCAGGUUUUCCCACGAGCCGCUCACAGAGCUCACGAAGAAGCUGCUGGACGAGGCGAUAAAACGGGACAUGGAAAUCUGGGAAGAGAGAAAAAAAUCUGAACAGGGGUCUUCGGGAGAGCCGGCAAACGUCAACAUGUCUGAAUUUCCUCCACCAAAUGAUCCUCCUGAUAUUCCUGUGGAGCUUCUCAGGCCGAGUUUUUAUAACAGCACAGAUGUGGAGGAGCAAACAUCUCUUGGUCAGAACGAAGAGCCGGAUCCUGGAUCAGAAGCUGAUCCGCCUCACAGUCCCUCUUUGUCCAGUCUGGAGCAGAAGGAGCCCGUUUGUUACUCCGUGGAGGCGGUUCUCGGGCCUCAGCUUUUCAAACCGCUUUUUAGCUUCUAUACAAAACCCCAAAGUCAAGAUGCAACAUCUCCCUCUGUCCCCCCGUCUUCUUCAGAGACGCCCUCCAGCUCGGUAAAUCCGAUGGAAGCUCCAUAUUCUGUGGAUGCUGUCCUCAGGUCUUUUAAAUCCAUGGAAGGUUCAGAACUUGUUGACAACACAAAAAGUUUCCCUAAGGAAAUCACAGAUCGUCCACUUUGGUCCCAAAACCAACAAUUAAAGGAAAACGCCACGAUUCAAAUGAAGACGUCACAGGAUGACAUGCUAGAAAGCUCGUCUUCUCUUCCAUUUGGAUACAGAAACAGUCAGCUUCCUAAAGUAACUUCUCCCACUGAAAGUUCUCCCAAACACCCUCCAAAGCUCAAACCUCAUGUUUCUGUUCUGCAACCUGAUUUUCUAUCUUUAAUGAAGCGCUCUGUUGGUGUCAGAGGCUCUAAUAAUGGACCUGCAACAAGUUCUGUUCAGGCCAAAGCCUCUGAAACUCCACAUCAGCCCCAGAACACGCAGUCAAACCUGAAACUUGACCCCUCCUCUGAAACCCGGGAUGGCUUUUCCCAACAGAGUCUCUUUUCUGGCCGUUUUGUGGGUUUGACUGACGGUGCAAUGCCUAAACCCGCCUGUGUGAAGGCUCCGUCUGACCUUCAGGGCUUUAACAAACCCAAACGGUCGUUAGAAACAAAAGGGAUCCCAACAUCUAACAGUUCCUUUGCAUCUCCUCUGGGUGGGCGCUCACAGCGUCUGGCGCCGCACCCCACCCCCCCUCCCUGCAGACCGCUGCCUGCCAGGGACACCCGGCCCACCAGGGCGUUGCCUUUGCCUCGUCGGGUCAGCGCUGAUGCAAAGCAAACUCCCCAGAAGAUGGAGUCUCCCAGAUGCUCCUCUAGUUCUGAAACCAAUUCUGCAUGUCGGACUCAGCAGGAGGGGCCGGAUGCGUCGCCCCCCAGAGAAAAGUCUGACGGUUCAGUUCUGAAAUCCCUGUUUGUGAGUCUGGGUCCGUACCAGGAGGACACUAAGCAACAGAACCACGGUCUGAGCCCAGAACCGGGAGGGAUGAAAAUGGAAAAGAGCAGCACAGAAUGUGGUUCUUUCAAGCAAAAACAGAAAUGGAAAAACAGGCAAAAGAAUAAGAAAAAGACUCCAGCUUCCUGUAACCAGACUUCAGAUAAAGCGGAGCAGCAGACAGCCGGCCUUUGCAGUCCCGGUACGGCCCCCCUUCAGCUGGGAAAGUCUGGCACGGCCCGGUCAGAACCAGCGGCGCCGCUGAUGCAGGGCCACACUCGGCAAACAACAGAAGAAGGAGACGGGAUCACGGGCAGUGCGGAAGUGAGCUCCUUUAAGGACCUCUUUAAGACUUUGAACUGUUCUGCUUUCGACUGAAAGGUGCACCGUUUGGUUCUGAGACUUUUUUUUCUUUUUUUUUACCCUCCAGUUUCUUUUCAAAACAUAAAAAAAUUCACAAAACAAGCAAAUCUUCCAUAUUUUCUUUCUUUUUUGAGCAACUUCUUUUUUUAAGUAAGAUUUUCUGUCAACGCAGGUAAUAUUCCAUCAUUUUGAGUUAGCUGUUCUUUUGUUUCUUAGAUUUUUUUUUUAAAAUUGAAAUUAAGUAGUUUCAAUUCUUUUAUUUUGUUUCUCUGUUCCCAAAACACAGAAAAAUCAAUGAAGACAAAUUUAAAGUAGUUUUUUUUACUGCACUUUAAAUAAAGUUUUGUACAAAAAGUUUGACCAAAUCAUGACGAAGAAUAAAAAGAAAAAUCUAAAUAUUAAAACAAAAUGUUGUCUUUA